GCCCGCCGUAGCCGUAGCAAGAUGCUGGCUACACUGUCUCAUUACUCACAGGGUGUACUCCGUAACCUCCGGCCCGCGGUUAAUGCACCACUAGUCCUGGCGGGCAAGCGGACAGUCUCAACGCAGCCUCCGACUGGCACGCUUCAGCUCUCGCGACUCAAUCUACGUUCCAACCCGAGUCCUGCAGUGGGCGAGCACGGUUCGUGGAAACCUUUCAAAGAAGCUGUUAAAACAAGUGCGAAAACACCUGAAGAGAUCUGGGCAAGCCGCGAACCAACUGUGAAGAACCUCCCUCGCCCAAACGGCCCUUUCAUCGGUCGGAGCUGGCAUGUCAAUAGACAGACUCCAGUGAGUCAAGCAUUAGGGAGGCUUCGGUCAAUCAUCAGGUACAACAAUGUGGCUCGAGAGGUCAGGCUUCAAGCACGCCACGAGAAGAAGGGUUACAAGCGGCGGCGAAUUGAAAGCCAGCGCUGGAGAAGGAGCUUCGCCCAUGAGGUGAGAAUGAAGGUGCAGAUUGUGAAGGAGAUCCGUGCGCGCGGCGCAUGAAUAGAUUCUCUUCUUACGGCACUUGCUG
Phanerochaete carnosa HHB-10118-sp is the source of this 574-nucleotide messenger RNA. RefSeq lists its product as uncharacterized. The transcript is spliced from 3 exons. Gene Ontology annotation, cellular component: mitochondrial small ribosomal subunit; ribosome. The record is from RefSeq and is a predicted model, not a curated record. The coding region runs from base 22 to 546 and encodes 174 amino acids. Gene Ontology annotation, molecular function: structural constituent of ribosome. Gene Ontology annotation, biological process: mitochondrial translational initiation; translation. NCBI's taxonomy places the organism in Eukaryota, Fungi, Basidiomycota, Agaricomycetes, Polyporales, Phanerochaetaceae.